Micropterus dolomieu (smallmouth bass) is the source of this 2459-nucleotide messenger RNA. It is a transcript of the gene ampd1, whose product is annotated as adenosine monophosphate deaminase 1 (isoform M). NCBI's taxonomy places the organism in Eukaryota, Metazoa, Chordata, Actinopteri, Centrarchiformes, Centrarchidae. Gene Ontology annotation, molecular function: AMP deaminase activity. Bases 10 to 2175 code for a protein of 721 amino acids. Gene Ontology annotation, cellular component: cytosol. The transcript has 14 exons. The record is from RefSeq and is a predicted model, not a curated record. Gene Ontology annotation, biological process: AMP metabolic process; IMP salvage.
GAUGAUAAGAUGAGGGCCUUCGCGGAGAAGGUGUUUGCAUCUGAUACUAAAGACGAAAACAUCCGUGACGAGAUCUCACUGUUUGAUGUGGAUGACGAGUGUCCCAUCUUCCACAAUGAGCUGGCCCACCAUCUGCACACUGAGGAUGAUGUGGAGAAACGCAAGAGGCACCAGCGCUUCCGCACCAUGACUGUGCCUGUGGCCGCCACCCAGGCAACUGCUGCCCCUGUAGUGUCAGUAGAGGUGGACACGCCCACCUACCUGGAAGUGCCCGACUUCCAGAGGGUGGCCAUCAUUGGAGACUACGCCUCUGGGGUGACCAUGGAUGACUUUGAGUUGUCCUGUAAGGGCCUGUACCGUGCCUUGAACAUCAGGGAGAAGUACAUGAGGCUGGCCUACCAGCGCUUCCCACGGACGGUCUCCAAGUACUUGCGUGAGAUCGAGGGAGCGACCUUCAAACCUGAAGAUCAGGUGCAGCCAGUCUUCACAUCUCCUCCAAAGAACGGGGAAGACCCCUUCGAUACCAAGGAGCUGCCAAAGAAUCUGGGCUAUGUUGCUCGUAUGAAGGAUGGUCUCAUCUAUGUGUACAACGAUGCUGCAGCUGCUGACAAACAUCAGCCCAAAGACCUGCCCUGCCCCGACUACGACACCUUCAUCGAUGACAUGAACUUCCUCAUUGCUCUCAUUGCACAGGGCCCAACUAAGACUUACACUCACCGCCGUCUGAAGUUCCUCAUGUCCAAGUUCAAUGUGCAUGAAAUGCUGAAUGAGAUGGAGGAGAUGAAGGAGCUGAAGAUGAACCCCCACAGGGACUUCUAUAACUGCAGGAAGGUGGACACCCACAUCCAUGCUGCUGCCUGCAUGAAUCAGAAGCACCUGCUGCGCUUCAUCAAGAAGUCUUACCGUGUGGACUCUGACCGUGUCGUGCACAAACUUAAAGGAAAAGAGGUCACCAUGAAGGAGCUCUUCGAGUCCCUCAACCUGCAUCCUUAUGACCUCACAGUGGACUCCCUGGAUGUGCACGCUGGUAGACAAACCUUCCAGCGUUUUGAUAAAUUCAACGCCAAAUACAACCCUGUAGGAGCCAGUGAGCUGCGUGACCUUUACAUGAAGACAGAGAACCACAUCAAUGGAGAGUACUUUGCCACCAUCAUCAAGGAAGUAGCCAGUGAUCUGGAGGAUGCCAAGUACCAGUAUGCUGAGCCACGUCUGUCCAUCUAUGGCUGCAACCCAAAUGAGUGGAGCAAGCUCUCCAACUGGUUCGUCAGGCACAGAGUAUUCUCCCCUAACCUUAAAUGGAUGAUUCAAGUACCCAGGAUCUACGACGUCUUCAGAGGCAGGAACUUUGUGCCCCACUUUGGCAAGAUGCUGGAGAACAUUUUCCUUCCUGUGUUCCAGGCCACCAUUGACCCACUCUCCAACCCAGAGCUCAGCAUCUUCCUCAAGCAUGUGACAGGUUUUGACAGCGUGGACGAUGAGUCCAAGCACAGUGGUCACAUGUUUUCCACUAAGAGUCCCAAACCAGAGGAGUGGGACAUCACCAAGAACCCCUCCUACACCUAUUACAUCUAUUACAUGUAUGCCAACAUUGCUGUGCUCAACCAGCUCCGCAGACAGAGGGGGAUGAACACAUUCAUGUUCAGGCCUCACUGCGGUGAGGCCGGUGCCAUCACCCAUCUGCUGGCUGCCUUCAUGACUGCUGACAACAUCUCUCAUGGCCUCAACCUUAAGAAGAGUCCCGUGCUGCAGUACCUGUACUUCAUUACCCAGAUCCCCAUUGCCAUGUCCCCUCUCAGCAACAAUAGCCUGUUCCUGGAAUACGCCAAGAACCCCCUGCUGGAGUUCCACAAGAAAGGCCUGGUGGUUUCUCUGUCCACCGACGACCCCAUGCAGUUCCACUACACCAAGGAACCCCUGAUGGAAGAGUACGCCAUUGCAGCACAGGUCUUCAAGCUCAGUACCUGCGACAUGUGUGAGAUCUCCAGGAACAGUGUGCUGCAAAGCUCCCUGUCUCAUGAGGAGAAGAGCCACUUCUUAGGUCACGACUACCUGAAAGAUGGUCCAGAGGGCAACGACAUCCGUAAGACCAACGUGGCUCAGAUCCGUAUGGCAUAUCGCUUUGAGACCCUGUGCUAUGAGCUCAACCUUAUCAGGGAGGGCCUGAAGUCUGAUUAAACAGUCUCAAAUCUGACUUAACACCUAGUCAAAACAUGUCACUAGAGCGAGAGAGAGUGAGUUUCUACAUUUGUUUUUCACAAUAACUCUUAACAAAGUGAAUCUUAAAGAAACCAACCUUCUAACACACUGAUGUUCUCUCCUUUGGAGGAAGAAAAUGUUUGAUAAUUGUCUUCCCUGUAUAUCAUCAGCACAUCUUGUCCAAAAAACAUUGCAGUAUGUGUAUUCCAUAUGGAGAAACAUCGUGUAUAAGAAUGAAAAUAAAAUAAAAUGUCAAAUAACAA